AUAGACUCCUGCAGCAGCUCAAUGGAAAUGCAGCUCAUAGAGAUUUCAAGUCCACGCUUAUCAUUUUCAUCUGACAUGAUAAUUGUAGCGCCUACGGAAAGAUUAAAACUACUUCGGAGUAGCUACGUUGGUAUUACUUGGCUCGGUCAGGGCUAAAGCAGCUUCGAUUUGUAAUUCAAUUUCGGGCAUACACUGACAGACACAAAAAUAUUGGAUAUGGUUUUCAUACUUGAUCCCUCUGGUAUUAUCUGCCUAAUUGCUACCUAUGGCGCCCUUAUCUACGCAGAUUAUGUGGUCAUUCAAUGGAUAAUAAUAACAGCAAUGCCACUGAGUAUCUGGGCGCCCUUCCAUGUUGUGCUCUUCCAUGCGAUCGUGCUCCUGGUAUUCUUAUCCCAUUCGAAAGCAGUCUUCACAGAUCCGGGCAUUGUACCGUUGCCAUCCAAUCGCCCUUUCUCCGAGAUACCAUCUGGCGAGGUCCAUGGCAGCGAAUGGACUGUGUGCUCACGUUGCAAGACUCAUAGGCCACCACGCGCCCAUCAUUGUUCCACGUGCCAGCGCUGCAUACGACGCAUGGAUCAUCAUUGUCCAUGGAUAAAUAAUUGUGUGGGCGAAGGCAAUCAAAAGUACUUUCUGCAAUUUCUCUUCUACGUGGCUGUGCUCUCCUUCUACUCCGUAGCGCUAGUACUCGGCUCCUGGGUGUCGCCGUGUACGGAAUGCAAUCAGAUUGUAAAACAGACACAAUGGAUGCAUACCCUAAUAUUAAUGCUUGAAUCGGCGUUCUUUGGACUGUUUGUGAGCUUUAUUUUGAUGGAUCAACUACACGCCAUAUUGUACGAUGAGACGGCGGUGGAGGCGAUACAGCACAGGGGUUCAUAUCGGCCAAAUCUACCUAAAUAUCAGCUGUUGUCCGAAGUGUUUGGCCCCGGGCAUCCGAUAUCGUGGCUACUGCCCUGCGCUAAGCUAAAGCAUUCAGAACGCCAUAAGCCAUGUGUAGAAGACGUUUGACAAAUU
This is a messenger RNA of Drosophila arizonae, 1011 nucleotides long. Its product is annotated as palmitoyltransferase ZDHHC3-like. NCBI's taxonomy places the organism in Eukaryota, Metazoa, Arthropoda, Insecta, Diptera, Drosophilidae. The record is from RefSeq and is a predicted model, not a curated record. Gene Ontology annotation, molecular function: palmitoyltransferase activity.